ACUAAAUGGCCGGCCGCAGCGUGAACCAGGCCGGCCAAGGGCUAGAACCGCCCCAUACACUGCACACCACGCGCCAACGCCUCUGCAAAUACAGGACAUGGCAUCGCUAGGCACCUGCUCUGUCUUUCAGGCAUGACAGGACGAUCAUCUUUGCUGAGGUGGUGCUAUCAACUCCUGAGCUGCCGCUGGGUUGUCGGUAGGGUACAAGUACGACGGCAUACUAAAUGCACUCUGGGCUCCAUGCUGCUUUCCAGGGGGCGGCCAAAAAGAGCCCAGAUUGCAGAUAUAUCGCUACUCACUCGUGUGAUUGGAAUCGAGUUGCUGGAGGGGGAGCAACACACUCCAGUAUACGGUACUUGCACUCGUCAAUAUGGAGUACCUUCUCUUCAAUGUUGUGAGAUAGGCAUGCAAUGUUGGCAUGCAGUCCACUCUUGGCGACUUGUCUUUAGUGGCCCAGAAGCCGUCUUAGCUCAGGCGCCAUGUCUGUUCCGUUCUCUGCUCCCACUGUCUGUUUUCCCAUUUGCUUGCAUCCUUCACUGUCUCUUCCCACCGGGGUAACAUCAGCUGUGAAAGCGGCAACGAAACGCAGCGCCCGUUGGCUUGGGCCGAGCAUCACUGCGCCCGGUCCGCAGGGAGAUU
Trichoderma asperellum CBS 433.97 is the source of this 639-nucleotide messenger RNA. The record is from RefSeq and is a predicted model, not a curated record. Lineage: Eukaryota; Fungi; Ascomycota; Sordariomycetes; Hypocreales; Hypocreaceae.